AUGCGCUCUACCACAGCGACCGCAGCGGCGCUUCUGCUGUCUUCGAAAGCAUGGGCUUUUCUAAGCGCGAGUCAGAACAACCAAAGUCUGACCAUUGCCAAUGACCGUCUUGUUGCGUCGGUAAGCAAGACACGAGGAUACAUCAACGUCCUUACGCUGGACGGACAAAACCUCCUCGGGACGGAAGAUGGCAACACUGGAGUCGGUCCAUAUCUCGACUGUUACUGCACUCCAUCUGGCUUCUGGACACCGGGCCGGGGAAGCAAUGUUCAGUACCAGCUGUUCAACGGCAGAGACUCUACUAAUACUUCGUAUGGGGGUAUCAGCAUGGGCGAGACAUACGCUCCGACCGGUCAGAGGCUAGAGCAGUACUGGUUUCUGAGAGAAGGAGAAACAGGUCUGCAUACAUUCAGCCGCGUAGUAUACAACAACAAGACUACUCCCUUUUUACGCAACUUGCAAGAGUUUCGCACACUGUUCAGGCCAAACCAUGAACCCGCGCUCUUCACGCACUUCGUUACCAACGAGAAGUUUGCUGCACCCCGCCCAGAUACCGAAGGACAAGUCACUGUUCAAGAUGCUACAUGGUGGCUGGCCAACAAAGAAGAUCCAUACGUUACCGGCGUAGGAGACUACUUCACCAAGUACACCUUCCAAGACACAUGGCGCGAUCACAAGGCCCAUGGUAUGUACGCCGACGGUACUGGUAGCGCCAAUGGCUCAACCUACGGCGCCUGGCUUGUGCACAACACCGUCGAGACUUAUUUCAACGGCCCUGUCCAUUCCGACCUCGUGGUCGAUGGCAUCGUAUACAACUACAUGGUCUCCAACCACCAUGGCGAUCAAACGCCCAACAUCACCGAUGGCUUCGACCGUACCUUUGGGCCGCAGUACUUCCACUUCAACUCCGGCGGCUCGCUAGAAGAGCUCAGAGAAGAUGCCGAACAGUAUGGUCUCCGUCCGGAAUGGAACGCCGACUUCUACGAUUCCAUCGCAAAGCACGUGCCAAACCUCGUCCCGACAUCCGGUCGCGGUACCUUGAACGCAAAGAUCAACCUGCCCGCCGGAGCCAAGAACCCCAUCGCCAUACUCACAGAGAGCGGCCACGACUUCCAAGACAACGUCUUCGACACAAAAGCUUACCAAUACUGGGAAGACAUCUCUCCCGCCGGCGAAGUCACCAUUCCUCGAGUAAAAGCCGGAAACUACCGUCUCACAGUCUACGCUGACGGCAUCUUUGGCGACUACAUCCAAGACGACGUUCUCGUCUCAGCAGGAGAAGCUACUUCCAUAACCGCAACAUGGACCCCCGAGUCCGCCGGCAAAGAACUCUUCCGCAUCGGCACCCCCGAUAAAUCCUCAGGCGAGUACCGCCACGGCUACGCUCAAUCCCCUACCCAUCCCCUCCUCACAGAAGAAUACCGCCUCUACUGGGGCGCUUACGAUUUCAUCAACGAGUUCCCCGAGGGCGUGACGUAUAAAGUCGGUACGGAUGACGCGUCCCAAGCACUCAACUACGUGCACUGGGCUGUCUAUGGCGGAAAAGCGAACUACGAGCGUCCAGUACCUGUGCCUGAUCAUCCGUAUAACUGGACUAUUCUGUUCGAUGCCAAGGCGGAUGAACUAAGGAACAGGACUACAGCGACGUUUACGGUGCAGCUUGCGGGUGCGAAGACGGCGGCGGGGAAUACGGAUGUGUUUAACGCGAGUGAGCCGUAUUCGAAUCUGCCGUAUACGGUAAAUGUGAAUGGGGUGGAUCUUGAGCCUUGGAUUAUUCCAUACAACCAAUCCUCAUCCUGCGCCGUCCGCUCAGCAGUCAUAUGUUACAACCUCGCGCACAAAUUCCUUUUCCCUUCGUCCAUGCUGAAGGAAGGGGAGAACAGUUUGAUCCUCAGCUUACCGUACAACGGAACCAACUACGAGAGCGCUUUGUUGCCUGAAGCGGUCUAUGUGCAGUAUGACGCGAUGAGACUGGAAGUGAAGUAG
Molecule: messenger RNA, 1986 nt
Organism: Alternaria incomplexa
Lineage: Eukaryota; Fungi; Ascomycota; Dothideomycetes; Pleosporales; Pleosporaceae
Exons: 2
Coding region: 1-1986 (661 amino acids)
Biological process (GO): carbohydrate metabolic process
Molecular function (GO): carbohydrate binding; catalytic activity
Source: RefSeq, a predicted model, not a curated record